AUGAAUUAACAUCACGAAGAAGGUGAAAUAUUUGAUAUUCCAACGUCAAAGAGUAACUCUGAACUAAAUGGUCGAACCAUAUCUUUUACUUUAUUUUCAAUUAUAUACAAUUUAGGUUGGGGACUACUUUUUUUACUCUUUCGCCAUUAUAGUAAUUUAUGAUUUAUUAAGAAAAGAGAUAAUUAAUCAUGCGAUAGUAUCGAUACUUGGUCAUUAUAUGCUUAAAUCUUUUUGUUUGUUGUGGCUGGAUAUAAAUUGUAAGAACUGUAUUUUUAUAUAAAGAAUUAUUGAGCUACCAAUUCAAUACAAAACUAAUGGAUUUUGGAAAGAAAAAUUAUUUGAUAUUGUUGAUUAUGUGGAGUUGUUCUUUAACACUUUAAUUUUGAUUGGUUUGACAGUAAUUCAUAUUGAACUUAAUAUUAGUAUGCCUACUUACAACAUGAAGAAUGCAUUCACUUAAGAAUGUUUAUUCUGAGUUAUUUGAUUGUAACCUAUUUUAUAAUAUUCAUUUGGAUUUUGACUUUGAUUUAUCUAUUUUGUAAUAAAGAUGGAUAAUCAAGAAGAUCAUGA
Molecule: messenger RNA, 570 nt
Organism: Paramecium pentaurelia
Lineage: Eukaryota; Ciliophora; Oligohymenophorea; Peniculida; Parameciidae
Source: the annotation of a GenBank genome assembly